Messenger RNA from Rhinichthys klamathensis goyatoka, 2658 nucleotides. It is a transcript of the gene pla2g4f.1, whose product is annotated as phospholipase A2, group IVF, tandem duplicate 1. The transcript is spliced from 20 exons. Lineage: Eukaryota; Metazoa; Chordata; Actinopteri; Cypriniformes; Leuciscidae. Gene Ontology annotation, cellular component: cytosol. Gene Ontology annotation, biological process: glycerophospholipid catabolic process. Gene Ontology annotation, molecular function: calcium ion binding; calcium-dependent phospholipid binding. The coding region runs from base 96 to 2606 and encodes 836 amino acids. The record is from RefSeq and is a predicted model, not a curated record.
AGCUUUUCAAGCUGUGCUGUACUACAUUUGGCUCUUACACUUUCAUUUGUGUUUGCAAAGCAGCUGGAUCCAGAUCUCCGCACAAACCCUCAACAAUGCUUAAGAGAGAAGUCAAGCCAUACUGGAAUCUGUCUGUCAAAGUUUUACAUGCGAAGAUCCAUCGGUCCUAUGACUACUUGUCUGCAUCUGACUGCUAUGUCAUCCUGAACUUACCCACAGCAUCGGUCCUUACAAAUCGCACCAAGACUAUCCCAAAUAGCGACAAUCCUGAAUGGAACGAAACGUUUAAAUUCAGGGUCCACAGCAACGUCAAGAACAUUCUGGAGAUCUUGAUCUAUGAUGAAGACCUAUUUAUGAGAGAUGACCAGUGUGCCACUAUUUUUUUUGACAUCAACAACCUUACACCCGGGAAAAAGGAGACCAAAUGCUUUAUUGUAAAUGAUACGACCAAGGAUGAACUGUGGGUAGAGUUUGAGGUCACUGAGAGCUCUGAGACACCAAGGCCAUGUGUAUCUAAUGGAGUAUUGGUGACAGGUCCUUUUUGUGAGCUGAAUGUGGAGAUAGACAAGCUUCUCAAUAAGUCUGAAGCAACGCAGAACAUGGUGUUAAAACUUAAAGGAGCCUACAAAGAGGAUUUUGUGAUCUCAAAUUCUGAGGAAAGCUCCGGCUUCCUGAAAACAUUACGUUACUACAUCAACCGAGACCUGGAAACUGAACUUAAUCUGACUUCUGAGACUAUUGUCAGCACAGAAAAUGCUGGGACAGUAGUAGUUGAUGCUGUUGUUCCAAACCAUGUAGACACUGAAUUGACUUCUUUCCCUUUAAAACCACCACCAGCCAAACACCAGCUUACUGUCUCUUUGCCUCUAGGAGUGAAUAAAGUUGAUCUGCAACUGAAAACAGAUGAUCGCUCUGAUGAAGAGCUGGAUGUGCGUCUGGAUUUUGAUAUCCCAGAGGAGGAAAAGAAUUUUCUGGUGAAGAGAAGAAAAGUCGUGUCAAAAGCUCUACAGAAAGCUCUGAAUCUCAGCUCUGCACCUGAGCCCAGCAAGGUCCCUUUGAUGGCUGUGGUGUGUUCUGGGGGCGGGAGCAGAGCAUUAACAUGCACGUACGGUAGCCUUCAAGGUCUCCGGAAGAUCCAACUUCUUGAUGCAGUCAGCCACAUCACAGGGGUUUCAGGUGCCACUUGGGCUUUAACCUCUCUUUAUGAAGACCCUAACUGGUCACAGGGGGGCCUUGAUAAGUCUAUGGAGUCUGUAAAGAAGGAAAUCUCUAAAAAGGUGCUCAGUAUGUUUUCCCUGGAGCAGCUACGGGAAUACAAAGAGAAGGUCGAAGAGCGAGUGAAAGAAGGACACCUCGUGUCUCUCAUCGAUAUGUGGGGUCUGGCUUUAGAGUAUCUUUUCCAAGGAAAGAAACGAAUGGGUACACUAUCUGAAAUGCAGAGGACAGUGUCCUACGGCCAGAACCCUCUACCAAUCUUCACAGCUGUCAACCUGAAGAAUGGCAAGACAGAAAGUAUAGUAGAUGCAGAAUGGUGUGAGUUCACCCCAUAUGAGGUUGGGAUUCCCAAAUACGGUGCCUUUAUACCUGCACAGAACUUCGGGAGUGAAUAUUAUCUUGGUCACGUGGUCAAGAAACUUCCUGAAACAAGGUUACCCUUUCUUGUGGGAAUGUGGAGCAGCAUUUUCUCUAUAAAUCUUACUGAGAUCUGGCGUCUUGCCACAGGAGUCGCCCCCUCCUGGACCCCUUGGUUUGGAGGAGCAGUGAGUAACACAGAGACUGAUAGUCAACCAACAGCACUUGGCACAUACCUGAUCAGUCCCGUGACUGACAUUGCUAAAAUUCUGUGUGGCUUUAUGACCAGCCGCCCCAUUGUCAGCCAGAUGUACAACUUCCUGAGAGGCUUCAACCUGCACAGGAACUACAAUAAGAACACGGGCUUCAUCUCAUGGAAAGACACACACCCAGAUGCCUUUCCCAACACUCUGACACCAACUGAUCCUGUGCUGAGUUUAGUAGAUGCUGGAUUUGCCUUAAAUUCAGGAUUCCCUCCUGUGGUUCGCUCUCACAGACAUGCGGACGUUAUUCUGUCUCUAAACUACUCCUGGGAACUGGAUCAGUUUAAGGUCAUAAAGCAAACUCAGGAGUACUGCACUGAUCGCAAGAUUCCAUUUCCGAAGAUUGAUUUCAAGAAAGUGGAGUCAGAGCCGCUGAAGGAAGUCUAUGUGUUUGAGGAUAAAGAGAAUCCAGAGGCUCCCAUAGUGCUUCACUUUCCCAUGGUCAAUGUCUCAUUCAAACAGUUCAAAGCUCCUGGAGUGAAGAGAGAAGGCGAGAAGGAGCGGAAGGAGGGAGCCGUUGAUGUUGAGUAUAACAGUACCUCCUCUCCAUAUCUCACUCAAAACCUGACUUACACACCGGAGGACUUCCAGAAGCUUAUCAACCUCACUUCCUACAACAUCCAAAACAACAAAGAUGUCAUUUUGAAUGCGCUAAACAAAGCACUUAACCAAAACAAAGAAAGACAGGUGAAGGAGGCGGCAGUAGGAAAGACCAGUUCAGGCUCUAGACCAAAACCAGAAUCACAUAAAAGAAAGAAUAAGGCACGGUGAUCUGCAACAGUGUACAGUACAUUUCAGAACAGAAAGUCUCUCUUCUGUAUCC